Molecule: messenger RNA, 1065 nt
Organism: Suillus subaureus
Lineage: Eukaryota; Fungi; Basidiomycota; Agaricomycetes; Boletales; Suillaceae
Product: eukaryotic translation initiation factor 3 subunit G-domain-containing protein
Exons: 7
Coding region: 42-911 (289 amino acids)
Cellular component (GO): eukaryotic translation initiation factor 3 complex; cytoplasm
Molecular function (GO): RNA binding; translation initiation factor activity
Source: RefSeq, a predicted model, not a curated record
CUCCAUGCAGCACACCAGCAACAUACUUAUUCAUUGAUAACAUGGCAGCAGCAACUAUACCCAAAACCUCUUGGGCAGAUGACGUUGAUGAGCUUGAUCAACCAAAGAUUGAGGAUUAUGUGGAUGAGAAUGGAAUCCGUAUCACUAUUGAGUAUGCUAUAAAUGAUGAGGGAAAGAAGGUCAAGAUAACACGUAAGAUAAAACGUACACUUCAAAAAUCCGUCGUCGAGCACACGGUUGCUGAACGCAAGAAAUGGGCCAAGUUUGGCAAGGAACGAGGGAACAAGGAGGGACCAGAUCGAGCGACGACCACAGUAGGAGAGAAUGUGGCUUUGAAAAUUAGUGCAGGAAACAAAUCCUCUGAGCCGGAGGUAACGCCCGAGCAAAAUAUCAAAACCGAACUUGCGAAGGCCGGUGCAGGCAAGGUUGUUUGUCGUCUUUGCAAAGGUGAUCACUUCACCGCCAAGUGCCCAUAUAAGGACUCUCUUGCUGGUCUCGAAACUGCUGACCUACCACCUACUGAUGAUGCGGCCGACGUACCCGCUCCUGCAGCCAGUGGGGCGACCGGUGGCAAAUAUGUACCACCAUCAAUGCGUGGUGGCGCUUCUCGUCCUGGUGAAUCCAUGGGACGCCCAGGCGGCUCUCGUGAAGACCUCCCCACACUCCGUGUCACCAAUAUCUCUGAAGACACGCAAGAAUCCGAUCUCCGCGAGCUUUUCGGCACGUUCGGGCGUGUAGCGAGGGUUUAUGUCGGCCGUGACCGAGAGACGGGUAUUGGAAAAGGCUUUGCUUUUGUAUCCUUCGACGAGCGCGCUAUUGCGCAACGGGCAAUGGAAAAACUAAACGGCAAAGGUUACGAUAAUCUAAUUCUGAGCGUACAAUGGUCACAACCAAGACCAGACGGUCGCUGACGUGGGUUCCCUCGAGAGUCGAGGAGACGGAGACGCAUAUGUAGCGAUAUAUGUCGACAACAAUAAGGCUCUGAAUUUUAAUCGACUCGUUUUGAAAUCUUUAUCAGCACCGGCACUUCUCGAGACAGAAAUGAAGUACUUGGAUGGGAUUCUC